UCCUUUACUGAAAAAUGAAUGAAAAAUUAAGUGCGUUAAAAUUAUAAUUAAACGGUGUAACGAAGAGCAGUUUAAAAAAAAAAUGUUUUAUAUGUAAUAAGUGUUAGGUACUUAAUAAUAUACUUACAUUAGCAAAAUGCAAAAUACUGUUGAACAAAGAAUGCGUUUCGUUGAAUUAACGGACUGAACUGAAAUGAAGACAAACAAACGAAAAAAAUACCUUUUUCUAUUUUUCGAUUCUCCUUAUUUUAAGUGUAACAUAUUUAAAUACUUGAAAAUUGCGGAAGCAUGAAUGUUCUCGUUCAAGGAACACCAAAUAUACCCAAGGAUUCAAGAACAAUAUCAACGCAGGAAGAUCCUUUUGUCGAUUUAAAAGAGGAACACCGACCGUUACCAGUUUCAUUUUAGAGAACUAACUAUCGAAGGAAAUCGUUUCGAUUUAUCGGAUCGAUCAAUUAAGAACAAUCUUCACUUUGAUGUAUUUAAGAUCGCAAGGAUAGAAUUCAAACAAGUGAAAUAAAAUAAUGAAGAAAAUACUGACGUACUCGAGAGAAUGCAAAUAUUUGAUCUCAGCGAAGAAUUCUUCGUUUGCUGUUAACAUUAAUAGAGGGCAACCAUUAAUUUAGGGUAGUUGAAAUGUUAUUUUUUGAUUAAUGUAAUGAUCCCUACGUAAGAAAAAAGAAGAAAACUACCGGCCUGUGAUAUUAUAUCGUGAUAUACAUAUUAUAGUGAUACCAUAUAUCAUUUUUAUUGAUCUCAGCCUUACCGACACAUGAUAAGACUUACAAAAUAAGACGUUUAAUUAAAAGUGAAAUAACUCGUGCUUUAAGAAGAGAAAAAAAAAUUGGAAAAAAUAUUUGUAACAUCGAAUGAAAUGUUACACCUUUUGAAAAUAAUAAUUAAAUAAUAUCUGUGCUGGAAAACGAAGUUAUACUAAGAAGAUGUUUGCAUACCGGCUACACACAUUAAUGUGUUUAACGAUCGUGAUAACGAUCUUAAUGCCGGAAACGGAACAUGCACGAUCAGACGUGUUUCAGGAAAGGCAAAAACGACAAACCGUAACCGAACCACGUCAAUAUUGCGGCCAAAGUUUGCCGGAAAAUUUACAUAUGAUCUGUGCUGGAAAUUACAAUUCACGGUUUAAGAAAAGCAAUCAAGAAAUGGAGACGGACGACUACGCAUUUAAUUACGAUGUGCAUCCUUAUAAAUCUAUCAAGAAUGCAAGAAAAAUGUUAAGAUUCCGAAGAUAUACAAAGGGAAUUCAUGAGGAAUGUUGUGUAAAGUCUUGCUCAACAGAGGAGCUGCGCACCUAUUGCGGCACUUUUAAUUGAAGCAUGGCAAACGAACUGAGAAAAAUUAAAAUAUCCUUUUAUUAUUUUCUUAAUAUCAAUGUUAUACUUGGAAUAUUUAUUUCACGUUUAUUUUAUUUAAAACGAUAGCGUGAAUAGAAUAUUUUGUUAUCUAAUCUUGAAUAUGCUGUAAUUUUCAAUUAACAGCAUAGAUUUUAUAUUUUGAUAUUUGUAAAACAAAAGGAUUACUUUUCUUCGAAACUAAACCACCCUUCGUCUUUCAUAUUUAAUAAGUUUUACACGUAUACGUUUGUGAAUGCUUACUUAUAUGUAUAUAGUUUUUAAUUAUAUAUAUUAUGUAAAAUGUGCAAAAAAUUUUAAUAUUGAACGAUAUCGUUCUAAAAAGUUAAAAGCUUGUGAAAAUUAAUUAUAUAUUAUGUAUAUAUGAUAUACAUAUUUGCUAUUCAUUUUUCAAUAUUUGUUUAGAUUAAUUAAAAAUCUCUAAUCAUAACUAAUAUGGAAUAAUUGAAGAUGAUUGCGAUGGCGUUGGGGUGCAAUCACUUGAAUCUUGAAAAUUUAUUGUGCAUAAAAUUUGAUCUCAUUUGUACUUAACCGAUAUAAUAUGUGUAUAUACUAUGUAAAAGCAAAUUAAAUGCUCGUAAUUAAACAUGCAUUCAUUUA
Osmia bicornis bicornis is the source of this 1970-nucleotide messenger RNA. RefSeq names its product LIRP-like. Lineage: Eukaryota; Metazoa; Arthropoda; Insecta; Hymenoptera; Megachilidae. The transcript is spliced from 5 exons. Bases 942 to 1331 code for a protein of 129 amino acids. Gene Ontology annotation, molecular function: hormone activity. The record is from RefSeq and is a predicted model, not a curated record. Gene Ontology annotation, cellular component: extracellular region.